Messenger RNA from Seriola aureovittata, 3248 nucleotides. RefSeq names its product probable methyltransferase-like protein 24. The transcript is spliced from 5 exons. The coding region runs from base 1313 to 2461 and encodes 382 amino acids. Lineage: Eukaryota; Metazoa; Chordata; Actinopteri; Carangiformes; Carangidae. The record is from RefSeq and is a predicted model, not a curated record.
UUUGCUGUGACAUUCCACUGUAUGGCGGAAGAGGACACGCACCGUCGACAACACUACACACAGACAGAGAGAUGGAGGAGGGUGCAGAGCAACAGUCCUCUCACAGACUUUUUCUUUAUACUUUAUUUAUACAAAACAUAAUUUAAAUAUAAAUGAUCAUUUUCUGUGGCGGAUUUGAACAAAAUUACAGCCAAUCAGAUCCCAUACUCUCAGCAAGUUUUAAAACACAAAUCUGUUAUAAUCUGAUAUAAUCGAAUUUAUUUCUCAACAAUCAGUGGCAGGACACGUAUUCAGAUUUUUUUACUUAAGUGGAAUGGAAGUAUUAUCACAAUGUACUCAAAGCAAAGGUAUUAGUACUCAUCAUGCAGCAGAAUAACCCCUGACUGUUUAUUUGAUUAUAGAUCUUUUAACAUGUGAGCAGCAUUUUAAUGUAGUUGGUCAACAGCGUGUUCAUCUUAACCACUUUACUGUUGUCUUGUAUAAUCUUAAUCUUAUGAGCUAAUCAUAGACUUAGUAUGUAAAAUGUUUAUCUAUUAAGUAGCAACUAGGUCUGACUGUCAAAUAAAUGUAGUAAAAAAAGUUUUUUUUUUUUUUUUUAAAGUAUGUUUCCCUUUGGCAUCCAGCAGAAGUAAAAAGUAGCAUAAUAUAUAUAUAUUAUGCUACUUUUUACUUCUGCUGGAGAUGAUAUAUAUAUAUAUAUAUAUCCUAAGUUUAGCCUACCUCAAAACUGCACUUAAAGUAGGCCUGCAGUAGUAAAAAGUAACUUAAAUCUACAUAAGCUACAAAAUAUUCAUAUAAAAAGUAAUAACCAAAACAAUACAUCGAAAUAAACUUGAUAAUAUCAAAGCAAUAUUUCUGUGUAGAUGCAGAACCAAAAUAAGUGGGGGACCGUCUGUGUUUAUUCAUCACAGAAAGAACAGUAGCCUACUGUAUGUGUUGACGGCUUUUUUUAGUUUAUAGCAUUUUGCUGGAAACAAUUUGUGGAUCAACUUGGGAGACAUUUCCUUCACCUUAUUUCUUAAGAAAUCAUUUCAGAAGUUAAGUCCACACUUGCUCGCAGGGUUAAUUGUUACUGGUACGAGUUAAUAAUGUGCAAAAAUAAAACGGCGGUCACUGUGUCAAUAAGGCCACCAGGAAUGCGCUUCGUCAUCACUGCUUUCCCCUGGGGGUAAAGAAGAAGAAGGAGGAGGUCGGGGGAGGAAGGAGGAGGAGGGGAGUUCUCAGCUGGGACUUUCCUCACUGCCCUCCAGAAAAAAGUUAAAUCACUGGGCACCACGCCGGAGAUGUUCCCCGGUGUCGCCACGGAGGAGGUAUGCGGACCUGUGCGCGAUGGUGGGGCCGCGGUAGCCCCCCCCUCCGGUUGGGAAUACUACUCAUUUUAAUCCCACCGGUUCUCCUCGCGCUUCAGCUGCUUGUCGUCGCCGGCCCACGGUUUCCUCGAACCGCAAGGGGCGGGGUGGAGGGGCAGGGGCAGGGGCAGGAGGGCGCGGUUGCCUUCUCCGUUAUCAGCAUCGAACCGGAGAGGAACUCGCUCCGUGUGGGAACCCGGUCCCGGCGACCGGGUCCAGAGGAAGAGGUGGAGGUGGAGGAUGGAGGAAGGAGGGAGGGGACACGAGCCUUUGAGGAUGAGAACGAAAUGCACUGGCACCAGGUUGGGUCGAGAGCACUGGAGGUGCAGCCGUGGGCGGCCGACCAGCCGUCAUUCACAGCGGAACUCGGUCGUAUCAUCACACAUAUCACCAGGCCUCAGCUGAGCUGCUCCAGGGUUUUAUCUCCAGGUCAGGCUCAGGCAUCGCAGCCUCCUGCGGCCUCUCACCACUGGUUGUUGUGCGCUGAGGACUGGCUCCUUCCAGCUGCAGACAGACCGUGUGUCGCCUACUCCUUCAGUAUGGAUGGAAGAGAUGCAGACUUUCUAAAGACUGUGUUGGGGCUAGGAUGUGAAGUGCACAGUUUUGAUCCCAGCAACUCCAAUACAUCCAAUGGUCACCUUGGCAACAGUUUGGCUAGUAACCAUGGUGACGGAGGUGUGGUCAGCCAGCACAAGAUGUGGCUGGAGUGGCGCGCUCCAAGGAAGCGCAAGCACAAGACAAGAGGAAACCUGGGUAGUGUUUCUCAAACACUGGCACAUAUCAUGACAGCUCUGGGACAUCACACAGUUCACUUUUUGUACGCUGACCUGCUCAGUGCUGAGUGGCGUGUUUUCCAGAACUGGAUCGAGUCAGGAACUCUGCAGAGUGUCCAUCAUCUGGUUGCCACAGUACACCUGCAAUGGCCAGGGUUUGAGGUGGGAGGAAGCGACAAGGAGGUGCUCCGCUAUUGGUUCAGCAUCCUACAGGGUCUCCAAGCUUCUGGACUCAAGCUGGUCCACAGCUCUGCAGGAGAAGGUCACAGUGUCCUAAAACGAACAGUAGCAAAUGCUCACAGCUCCUACACACUCAGCUGGGUCAACACAAGAAACUGACACCCACAUGAAUGAGCACAGGUGUACACAUGACUAGACAUUAUGGAUGUCCUAAGACAAAAAGGAGAGGGGACUUACAAUAGUAAGUGGAGUUAGUCUAUGAACUUUUCAUUUUCCGGCACAUGCAUUUCUUAACAUGACAUCUCCCUCUAGUGGAGAUGAAAGGAUUUUAUUUUUCAUGACUCCACCCUCAGAGGGAAAUAAUGUUGUGUCUGAACAUGAUACUGGCUAAUUUGACCAAAUAUGGAGCAGAGGGUGGACUUGCUGAUUUAACUGGGCAAGAGCGCAAUAAUAUAAUAAUUACAUUUACAGAUUUUUAUUUUGUCUCACUGUCAACAGCAGAUAUAUGUAAAUGGUAGCUACUGCUCGACAGCUAUCUGGCAGGUACCAACACAGUUUUUUUGUUUUUGUUUUUGUUUUUUUAGUUGAACCACGGUACUUGGUUGAAUCAAGUAUCGUAUCAUAUUAUUCUCAUCCAGUGUGACCCAUUUUACAUUAAUUGGAUCCAGCUCUGCUUUGAAUGUAAAUUCAACAAAUUACGUAGAUUCAACUGAUUAUUUGAUGUAUUUGUUUUAAUAACAUGCUUUAUGUGCAAUAAUUGUUUACAUUGAAGAGAAGCUUAAAUUAUAUUGAGACUGAGUGCCUACUGUGAAAUAUACAGAAAUUCUUCCAUUAUACUGAUGCAUUUUUGCACUGAACUGUGUACUGUAUAAGAAAGAAAAAAACAAUGAAACUUUGUUACAAAUGUGCAUUUAUACCACAAUAAAAUCCCAAAUAAAGCCAGAAA